Messenger RNA from Vicia faba (fava bean), 1185 nucleotides. The record is from the annotation of a GenBank genome assembly. NCBI's taxonomy places the organism in Eukaryota, Viridiplantae, Streptophyta, Magnoliopsida, Fabales, Fabaceae.
AUGAACCAGCAUGUACAUUACUGGCAAAUUCAAAAACCUUCUCUUCCUGUAAAGAUUCAGCAGGAUAACGAAAGGAAUGGUGACGGGAAGGCUCAAGAUUCAGAGCCUCCAACUCCCCAUUCUGUUCUGAAAAUGGGAUUGAGAGAUCGUAGUAGCAGCAUGGAGGAUCCAGAUGGGACAUUGGCUAGUGUUGCGCAAUGCAUUGAGCAGCUGCGUCAGAGCUCGUCUUCUGUGCAUGAGAAAGAGUAUUCCUUAAGGCAGUUAUUGGAUCUUAUAGAUAUGCGUGAAAAUGCAUUUAGUGCUGUUGGAUCUCACUCUCAGGCUGUUCCAGUGCUUGUUUCCCUUCUCCGGUCAGGUUCGUUGAAUGUGAAGAUCCAGGCAGCAACUGUUUUGGGAUCACUUUGUAAAGAAAAUGAGCUGAGGGUGAAAGUCUUGCUUGGAGGCUGUAUUCCUCCAUUGCUUGGUCUCCUAAAGUCCAGUUCUACUGAAGCCCGAAUUGCCGCUGCAAAGACUAUAUAUGCUGUCUCUCAAGGUGGUGCAAAAGAUCACGUUGGUUCCAAAAUUUUUUCAACUGAAGGAGUAGUACCCGUGCUUUGGGAGCAGUUUGCUGAGGGAUUCUGGAACUCAACAGUUCAAUCUGGAGGAGUGGACAUAUUAGUGAAGUUAUUGGCAACAGGGCAGCCUAGCACUUUAGCCAGUGUUUGCUUUUUACUUGCUUCUGUAAUGAUGGAGGAUGCAUCUGUUUGUUCGAAGUUGUUGAGCGCAGAGGUGACUAAACAACUUUUGAAACUGUUAGGCCCUGGUAAUGAUGACCUUGUUAGAGCUGAAGCAGCUGGUGCUCUUAAAUCUCUAUCUUCUCAGUGCAAAGAAGCCAGGCGAGAGAUAGCCAGUUCUAAUGGCAUUCCUGCUCUAAUCAAUGCUACCAUAGCUCCUUCGAAAGAAUUCAUGCAGGGUGAGUGUGCUCAAGCAUUACAAGAGAAUGCUAUGUGCGCUUUAGCAAAUAUCUCUGGUGGUUUGUCUUAUGUCAUAUCUAGCCUCGGUCAAAGCCUCGAGUCAUGCUCUUCUCCUACACAAUUUGCCGACACUUUAGGAGCAAUAGCAUCAGCUCUUAUGAUAUAUGAUAACAAGGCCAAAUCUACCAAACCGUCAGAUCCUUUGGUGGUUGAAGAGACGUUACUCAAAUAA